AUGAGUGCACAUGUAGACACGUACAUGGUGAGGAGAGCCUCCGAAAUUGACCCAAGCUGGCAGAUCUCGGCCACCAACAAGCUUGCCGAACGAAGAAGCCAACAGCAGGCUUCUGAAAGAGCUCAGGAGAGAACGAACUCUUUCUGGGGUUUCGUGAAAACCUUCGUCAAACACGCCAAGCGCGAGGAUUUGAAGAAAUUCCACAUCAAUGGUCAACAUGGAUGGGAUGAUGUGAAACGAAUAGCGUCAGAAGCGAUUGAUAAGGAUGCAGAGAAGACGAGAUGGCGAAAGAACCCGUUCAAAGCUGCAGGAAGGUCCCUGCAAAAAAGCGCAUCGAACUUGGAGAUGUUGCUGAACUUUCUUCCCAACGAUGGGGUCGCAGGAGUGCUGUGCGGAGCACUGACCUUUGUGUUCUUCGCAGCCAAAAGGCUGGAUGAGGUGAGGACGAAGAUAUUGGCCUGUCUCGAAAGUCUACCUGAGAUCGUUGAGCAAACGGAGGCCUACGUCAAUAUCUACGACGCGGACCCAAAAGUAUGGAGUGCUGCAGAGAACCUAUACAUAGGUAUACUUGAUGGAGUUGAGGGAAUGCUCCAGUGGAUCGACGAAUCUGCUUUUGAGCGCGCUUUCAAAGUACUGUUGCUCCCUGCAACAUUUGGUGCUAAACUAGAAGAAGAGACGAUCAAGAAAAACAUCAAUGACAAGGUUGUAAUCUUCCGUGAAACUGUCCAAGUCAAUCUGCACCGACGUCUGGGGCGACAAGAGAACGCUCUCCGGACUUUGCAGAGCCAGUUGAACAGUCUUGUGUCAUAUGCUCAGUGGAGACAUGAGAACCCACAGGCCAUCGUUCUCUUCAAAACCUUCAUCAAUCUCAAUCAACUUCGAGACAUCCUCAAUGUUGAACCUCAAUUGGAAUGA
Messenger RNA from Colletotrichum aenigma, 915 nucleotides. RefSeq lists its product as uncharacterized. Bases 1 to 915 code for a protein of 304 amino acids. NCBI's taxonomy places the organism in Eukaryota, Fungi, Ascomycota, Sordariomycetes, Glomerellales, Glomerellaceae. The record is from RefSeq and is a predicted model, not a curated record. The transcript is spliced from 6 exons.